Molecule: messenger RNA, 3573 nt
Organism: Vidua chalybeata
Lineage: Eukaryota; Metazoa; Chordata; Aves; Passeriformes; Viduidae
Product: cystathionine beta-synthase-like
Exons: 18
Coding region: 1057-2643 (528 amino acids)
Cellular component (GO): cytoplasm
Molecular function (GO): cysteine synthase activity; cystathionine beta-synthase activity
Source: RefSeq, a predicted model, not a curated record
UCUUUCCAUGUCUCCAGAGGGAGGCCAGUCCUGCCAGCAUGAGCUCCUCGCUCUCCUGACGGGUGUUCAGGUGCCUCCCCCCACACACAGUGCUCUGUCCUCAGCUUCAUCUUCUUGCCCCAGUCCAGCAGCACGGGGUGACUUCAUCUUGCACAUCCUUCUCAUGUGACACCUGAAAUGCUGCUAUUGCUGGCAACGAGUGCAGAUCCCUGCUUUCCCUUUUGGCAGCCCCCUCAGAGGGGGAAGAAGGGAUCCUGAUGUCCCAGCCUGAGGGCAGCGGGCCAGCAUCCCUGCAGUGCGUGGAGAGACCAUUGCAGCAAAAGGCCAAAGGCUGCCCCAAGCACAGAGAGCUGCAGGAAGUGUGAGGGAUCAAGUUCCACCUUGCAGGAGGCUGAGCACGGAGCUGGACAGGUUCAGGAAUGCCUGGUGAGGUGCAGCAGGCUCUAGAGCAGGCCUCUGCUUCCAGCCAGGGCAGAGCAGGCCUCUGCUUCCAGCCAGGGCAGCCACUGAGGGGCUCCUCAGCACCUCGGCAGCCCCAGGCCGGAGCUGGGAGCAGGGCCCUGCCCAAACGCCGUUUUUGCAGGAGCUCCUGACAGCUGAGUCACAGCCUAAUGACAGCCCUGGGACCGAGCUGUCCCCAGCUGGGGAGCUGCCCCUCCUCCGGGGUCACCAGCAGGAAAAUUACUGGGUACAAUCAGCUGCGCUGGCUCUGCAGAUAAAGGGAGGACUUCAGUCCAGGAAGGGAUUGCCAGCAGCUCUGCUCUUCCCUGGAUGUCUCUGGAGCCUCCAGCAGCAGCUGCAGCAUCAAAGGAAGCUCCUCAGAUGUACUGAACACUCCAUGGGUUGUACCAAUGCCUUUUUGGGGCUACCUAAAAACAAAGGCCAGAAAAAAUUAAGGGACAGCCCAGCCCUCAGGGACCAAACCCCAGCCCCAUCCUCCUGGCCAGCGUGGAAACCACCAGGGAAUCAAGGCACGGACCUCGGGCUGUCCUGCCACGCUGCUGCAAAGAAAAACUCCCACCAGGAGGGUGAAAGGAGCAGGCAAGCAGGAGGAGGAUGGCAGAAAUGGAGCUGAGUAAGAAGUGCCCCCUGGUGAAUGGCAGGGGUGCAGGAAGUCAGGACAGCACGUGGACCCUUCCCAACUUGCCCAGUAAGUGCACAUGGACAGCCACAACGCCUGCCAGCAAGUCUCCACACUCCUGUGUUCCCUUGACAGAAGAAAAGAAGAUCUUGCCCAAUAUCCUCAAGAAAAUUGGCUGCACCCCAAUGGUCCAAAUCAACAAGAUUGGGAAGUCCUAUGGGCUCAAGUGUGAGCUCUUGGCAAAAUGUGAGUACUUCAACGCAGGGGGCAGCGUGAAGGACCGCAUCGGCCUCAGGAUGGUGGAGGACGCAGAGAGAGCUGGGAUUAUCAAACCAGGAGACACCCUGAUUGAACCCACUUCAGGAAACACAGGAAUUGGGCUGGCACUGGUGGCUGCAUUGAAGGGUUACCGCUGCAUCAUCGUCUUGCCAGAGAAAAUGAGCUUGGAGAAGGUCGAUAUUCUGAAGGCACUGGGUGCUGAAAUCGUGAGGACGCCGUGCACCCGCUUUGAUGCCCCCGAGUCCAACAUCCGUAUUGCCUGGAAGCUGCAAAGUGAAAUCCCAAACUCUCACAUCCUGGACCAGUACCGAAAUCCGAGCAACCCCCUGGCUCAUUACGACACCACGGCCGAGGAGAUCCUGGAGCAGUGUGAAGGCAAGGUCCACAUGGUGGUGAUUGGGUCUGGCACAGGAGGAACCAUCACUGGUGUUGCCAGGAAGCUGAAGGAGAAGUGCCCAGAGUGCAAGAUCAUUGGCGUGGACCCCGACGGCUCCAUCGUCGCUCUGCCCAGUGAGAUGAACAAGACCAACACCACAACCAUCGAGGUGGAGGGCAUUGGGCACGACUUCAUCCCCACUGUCCUCGACAGAUCCGUGGUCGAUCAGUGGUACAAAAGCAACGACAGAGACUCGUUCCUCAUGUCCCGCAGGUUGAUCAGAGAGGAGGGGUUAUUGUGUGGGGGCAGCUCGGGCAGUGCCAUGUCCGUGGCUGUGAGAGCUGCCAAGGACUUGAAGGAAGGUCAGCGCUGCGUUGUCAUCCUGCCCGACUCCGUCCGGAACUACAUGUCCAAAUUUGUGAAUGAUAAGUGGAUGAUAAAAAAUGGGUUCCUAAAUGACGCCCAGGAGCACAAGCCUUGGUGGUGGAACAUCAAGGUGCAGAAACUGAAUCUCUCGGCCCCUCUCAUUCUCCUCCCAGAAGUCAGCUGUGAAAAGGCAAUUGAGAUCCUCCAGGAGAAGGGAUAUGACCAAGCUCCUGUUGUUGCUGAGUCAGGGCUUAUUUUGGGGAUGGUGACCCUCAGCAACACCCUGAGCUCUGUGCUGGCUGGAAACGUGGAGUUCUCAGACCCUGUCACCAAGGUCACCUACGACCAGUUCUCCAAGAUCGGCCUGGAGGACAGCCUUGGGAAGCUUUCCUGCAUCCUGGAGAACGACCACUUUGCUAUCGUUGUACACGAGCAAAUGCAGUUCAGUGGAAAUGGCAGCUCCUCCAUGAAGCAGACGGUGUUUGGUGUGGUCACAGCCAUGGACCUCCUCACCUUUGUCAGCAGGAAUGACAAGAAGUAGCAGAGCAGCUGCUCCAGCAGGUCCAGGUGUGCCCCUGAGCCCAAACCACCUGGCCAAGGGAGCCUCUGGCCCAAUCCAGCCAAUGGUUUCUCAAAAUGCUUAGGAGAAAAUUGUGAUGUAUUGUAUUUGUCUGCCAAAUGCCACCCACAGUAUUACUGAAGAAAUUGUGUUUAACAGCCAUGUGUGCUCACAUGGAGUUUCCCAGGGCUGGGCAUGGAAUGUGGAUGGAAAGGGGAUGGUUGUUCCUGCCCAGAUUUUAGCAGGAGGAGCUUUGGUGAGUUUGCCAGCUGCAGGUACCUGUGCACUGCCUGUGUUGCAGCUGCUGAGGGUUUUGCUGAUCCCUGGGGACCAGAGCCCUUUUCUGCCACAAGAGCAGCAGGGCUGGGGGCAAGUCACGGCACUGCUGCACCCUUCUGCCCCUCUCUGCCCACGCCAGGCAGGGCUGAGGCACCCCCAGGAGCCAUUCCUCCUCACCCCUGGGGAUGUUUGCCUCCAAGAAGGCAGCAGGAGAGUGUGGAGGCUUAACUUCUUUUUGCCAGGGUCGGGAUUAAAUGUAUGAGAUGGUAUUUCUUGUUUGGACUCAGAUGUUUAUUAAUUCUUAUCCAUGUUACAGUCUCACAGACCCUGAGUUCUGCAGCACUCCACUCUAACACACUAAAAAUGCAGCCCCGUCUCUCUCUGUACGAGGCCUUUUAAGGAUAAACUGUCCAAUUAAGAAAUGACACCUUAAUUAUUUUUACUUUUAACCCAAUAACCAACCACCUGUGCCCAGAAUUGGGAUUUUUUUUAUCCAAUUACACAAAACCACCCAAAUCCAUAGAGAAGGAGGUGAAGAAGAAGGACCAGCCUCCACCCUAAAACCUCCAUCUUGCUUUAUAUAUAUUACUGUAUUCUAAACCAUUAAACUCUGUGUUUUCCACCCUGUGAUAU